Messenger RNA from Ustilaginoidea virens, 1761 nucleotides. RefSeq lists its product as uncharacterized. Lineage: Eukaryota; Fungi; Ascomycota; Sordariomycetes; Hypocreales; Clavicipitaceae. Gene Ontology annotation, cellular component: fungal-type vacuole. Bases 1 to 1761 code for a protein of 586 amino acids. The transcript has 2 exons. Gene Ontology annotation, biological process: polysaccharide catabolic process. The record is from RefSeq and is a predicted model, not a curated record. Gene Ontology annotation, molecular function: starch binding; glucan 1,4-alpha-glucosidase activity.
AUGUUGAAAAACCUGCUAACCGGCUUGGCCAUCGCCAGCUGUUGGCUGGACACCGCAGCUGCGAAACCCUGCCGUCGCUGCACAGACAUCAGCUCUUUCUUUUCCGCGCAAACCGACCUCUCUCUCCGAGGUGUCUUGGCCAACAUUGGUCCCGAUGGCGCAAAGGCCCAAGGUGCUGCCUCGGGCGUUGUUGUGGCGAGCCCAAGCAGAUCGGACCCCGAUUACUGGUACACAUGGACUCGAGACUCGGCGUUGACGUUCAAGGUUCUCGUGGAACGAUUCAUUGCCGGAGAUGCGACUAUGCAGCCCAAGAUUAAGCAAUACCUUGCCGCCCAGGCCAAGCUCCAAGGCGUCUCGAACCCUUCAGGCGGCCCAACCACCGGCGGCUUGGGUGAGCCGAAAUUCCACGUCAAUCUGACCCAGUUCACCGGUGCGUGGGGCAGACCACAGCGUGACGGUCCGCCUCUGCGGGCCACCACUCUCAUCCUCUACGCCAACCGGCUUGUCGAUCAAGGAGACGCCCGGGGAGCCGUCGAGACUGCUUGGCCCGUCAUUUCCAAUGACCUGGCAUACGCCGUUCGGUACUGGAACCGCACGGGUUUCGAUCUUUGGGAGGAAGUCAACGGAUCCUCCUUCUUCACCAUUGCCGCCACCUACCGUGCCCUCGUCGAAGGUUCCACCCUCGCCACCAGGCUCGGCCAGCCGUGCCCCAGCUGCGCGGCCAGCGCCUCUCAGGUUCUCUGCUUCCUGCAGAGCUUCUGGUCCAAGGGCUAUGUCGACUCCAACAUCAACGUCAACGAUGGCCGCACCGGCAAGGAUGCCAACUCCCUCAUUUCCGUCAUCCACACCUUUGACCCAACGGCGAGCUGCACGGAUGCCACGUUCCAGCCAUGCUCCGCCAAGGCUCUCGCGAACCACAAGGCUGUUGUGGAUUCCUUUCGAUCCAUCUACGGCGUGAACAAAGGCAGGGUCGCGGGCGAAGCCGCCGCCGUUGGCCGCUAUGCCGAAGACGUCUACUACAAGGGCAACCCAUGGUACCUGGCUACUCUCGCUGCCGCCGAGCAGCUCUACGACGCUGUCUACCAGUGGAACCAGCUCGGUGUAAUCAAUGUCACCGACGUUUCUCUCCCCUUCUUCAAGGAUCUGCUGCCAUCCAUUGCUACCGGCUCCUAUGCCAAGAGCUCCUCGCCGACCUUCCGUUCCAUCAUCAAGGCCGUCAGUGCUUACGCAGACGGCUUCGUAGCCGUCGUGCAGCAGUACACUCCUUCUUCUGGCGCACUUGCCGAGCAGUUUGACAGAAACUCUGGCUCUCCUCUGUCCGCUGCCGACUUGACCUGGUCCUACGCGGCUUUUGUCAGCACCGCCGACCGCCGAGCUGGUGUCGUUCCUCCGUCGUGGGGUGAGCCCGCCUCCAACUCUGUGCCCACCUCGUGCAAGGCCGCCCCCGCCUGCAACUCCGACAUGACCUUCAACGUCAAGGCCGCCACUGCCUACGGCGAGACCAUCUACCUCACCGGCUCUAUCACAGAGCUUAAGAACUGGUCGCCAGCCGACGCCAUUCCUCUGAGCGCUUCGCAGUACACGCCCGACAACCCGCUGUGGUCGGUCCAGGUGCAGCUCCCCGCGGGAACGAAUUUUGAUUACAAGUACGUUAAGAAGACGACGAGCGGAGAAUUUGUAUGGCUAAGUGGCCCUAACCUCAGCGCCACCUCGUCCAGUGGAUGCGGUAGCCGCGCAACCCUCAACGACACCUGGCGGUGA